Punica granatum (pomegranate) is the source of this 1749-nucleotide messenger RNA. NCBI's taxonomy places the organism in Eukaryota, Viridiplantae, Streptophyta, Magnoliopsida, Myrtales, Lythraceae. The record is from RefSeq and is a predicted model, not a curated record.
AACUGAAAAAGCAGCUGUGUGUCUUCAUAAAAGGGACUGAUCGCUGGAGCUCGAGUCUCAGUUGUUGCGAGAAGCAUUGUAAUGGAGAAAUCAGGUGGAGUUCGAGCUACCAUGACUGUUCUCAUCUGUGUGCUCUGCUCUUCGUCAAUUGCCGCUGUUUUGCUUCUUUUCUUUGGCGUCGGCACUUCCGGUUUGAGAAGGGCCAACUCUUAUGGUAGCCUGAAAUUAGAUUAUCCAGUGUCUGCUACUUCAUCAUCGCCGAUCAUUCAGCUGCAGAGAAAUGUGAUCAGCUCAACCGAACGUCCCGUUCAAGCCGUGAGCUUCACUUCUACUAAUGAGUCCUCCAAGUCCAACGACGAAGAACUCGACCCGAAUCUUCAUAGGAGAAGAGCUUCUGCUAGUAAGGUGAAGACAUUGAUCAGCAGAAGACAGAGGUUAGAGAUGGGACUCGCUCGAGCACAAUCUUCGAUUAGAAAGGCGGCUUCGCAGAUUAAUAUUCUCCCACCAAAUUUCAGUUCCGAUCCCGUAGAGAUUCCUCCUUUUGCAUCUGUCUAUCGAAAUCCCCGCGCAUUCUACCAGAGCUAUUUGGAGAUGGAGAAAAGGUUCAAAGUGUAUGUUUACCCGGAAGGGGACCCGCCCAUAGUCCACGAUGGGCCGUGCAAGAACAUAUACACGAUCGAGGGCAGGUUCAUACACGAGAUGGAGCACGACAAGAGUCGGUUCAGGGUGACGGAUGGGAAGAGAGCGCACGUCUACUUCCUGCCCUUCAGCGUCACAUUCAUGGUGAAGUACAUGUAUAGGCCCCUCACCUACGAUGUCACCCCCCUCCAGCAGUUCGUCUCCGACUAUGUGGGUGUCAUCUCCGCCCGGUACCCUUUCUGGAACAGAAGCAGCGGAGCUGACCACUUCAUGCUCGCCUGUCAUGAUUGGGGUCCACAUGCAUCAAGGGGCAAUCCUGAUCUGUACAACAACUCGAUCCGGGUUCUGUGCAACGCUAACACCUCGGAGGGCUUCAGCCCUCAGAAAGACGUGAGCCUCCCGGAGAUCCACCUCCUCGACGGCAACAUCCCCUCCGCCCUCCUUUCUCCACCACUGCUGGCCGCCCCUCGGCCCCACUUGGCCUUCUUCGCCGGGGGCAUCCACGGCCCAAUCCGCCCUCUUCUCCUCCGCCACUGGAGAGACAACCACCGUGACCCCAACAUCCUAAUCCACGAGUACCUCCCAUCUGACCUCGACUAUUACACCCUAAUGCUCCAGUCAAGGUUCUGCCUGUGCCCUAGCGGCCAUGAGGUGGCCAGCCCCAGGAUCGUCGAGGCCAUCUACGCCGAGUGCAUCCCCGUGAUUCUAUCGGAAAACUAUGUCCUUCCUUUCAGCGAUGUCCUGAGGUGGGAGGCAUUCUCGGUCCGAGUGAAGGUCUCAGAUAUCCUGAGGCUGAAGGAGUUGCUGGAGGCUGUCACAGAGAAGGAAUAUCGGACACUGAAGGCAGGGUUGAGGGCGGUCCGGCGGCAUUUCGUGCUUAACCGCCCAGCUCAGAGGUUUGACGUGUUUCAUAUGAUAUUGCAUUCUAUUUGGCUCAGGAGGCUGAAUAUUAAUCUUUGAGUAGACGAAACUUUUAGCAUCAUUUUAUUUUCCCUCCUCCAUCGACUGUGCAUAUCGAUAGAGUAAUUGCAAGCAAAUUGAAUCUGAUGAUGGUUCGUGCUAUGACUCGAGCCCAUGAUAUACAGAAACAUGAUGAAUAUUGGCAAUCCA